Messenger RNA from Dama dama (fallow deer), 939 nucleotides. Its product is annotated as olfactory receptor 7A17-like. Gene Ontology annotation, cellular component: membrane. The record is from RefSeq and is a predicted model, not a curated record. NCBI's taxonomy places the organism in Eukaryota, Metazoa, Chordata, Mammalia, Artiodactyla, Cervidae. The transcript has a single exon. Gene Ontology annotation, biological process: G protein-coupled receptor signaling pathway. Gene Ontology annotation, molecular function: G protein-coupled receptor activity; olfactory receptor activity. Bases 1 to 939 code for a protein of 312 amino acids.
AUGGAACCAGGAAACCAAACCAGUAUUUCAGAAUUUAUCCUCCUGGGACUCUCAGAAGAGGUAUUAUUGCAGCCUCUCCUCUUUUGGAGCUUCCUGUUCAUGUACCUGGUCACCUUCAUUGGGAACCUUCUCAUCAUCCUGGCCAUUAUCACUGACUCCCACCUCCACACACCCAUGUAUUUCUUUCUCUUCAACCUAUCUUUUUCAGACAUGUGUUUCACCUCUACCACCAUCCCAAAGAUGCUGUGGAACAUCCAGACUCAGAGUCAAGUUAUCACCUAUGAAGGCUGCAUUGUACAGAUGUAUUUUUUCAUGCUUUUUGGGAUAUUAGACAACAUCCUCUUGACUGUGAUGGCUUUUGACCGGUUUGCAGCCAUCUGUCACCCACUGCAGUACAUGAUCAUCAUGAACCCUAAGUUUUGUGACCUCCUGCUUCUGACAUCCUGGUUAGUGAGUGUCCUCGACUCUCUGUUACAUGGCUUAAUGAUUUUGCGACUCUCUUUUUGCACAAAAUUGGAAAUUCAUCACUUUUUUUGUGAACUUUAUGAGGUGGUUCAGCUUGCUUGUUCUGAUACUUUCCUCAAUGACCUGAUGAUAUAUUUUGCAAGUGGAGUUCUGGUUAUUGUUCCACUCACUGGUAUCCUUUUCUCUUACUCUAAGAUUGUAUCCUCCAUUUUGAAAAUUUUAUCCACAAGGGGCAGGUAUAAAGCAUUUUCCACAUGUGUGUCUCACCUCUCAACUGUCUCCUUGUUCUAUGGUACAAGCCUUGGGGUGUAUCUUAGCUCUGCUAGCACACAAAACUCCAGGGCAACUGCAGUAGCCUCAGUGAUGUACACUGUGGUCACACCCAUGCUGAACCCUUUUAUCUACAGUCUUAAAAACAAAGACAUAAAGCAAGCCCUUAAAACACUCUUCAGCAAAGAAACAUUAUCAGUAUAA